Messenger RNA from Gekko japonicus, 2867 nucleotides. It is a transcript of the gene TGFBR1, whose product is annotated as transforming growth factor beta receptor I. Lineage: Eukaryota; Metazoa; Chordata; Lepidosauria; Squamata; Gekkonidae. Gene Ontology annotation, cellular component: activin receptor complex; plasma membrane. The transcript has 9 exons. Gene Ontology annotation, molecular function: SMAD binding; activin binding; activin receptor activity, type I. Gene Ontology annotation, biological process: protein phosphorylation; activin receptor signaling pathway; cellular response to growth factor stimulus. The record is from RefSeq and is a predicted model, not a curated record. Bases 1 to 1674 code for a protein of 557 amino acids.
AUGCAACGAGCUGUAGCUGGGCUGCCGCCUGCCAGCCCCUCCCUUGGUAGAAGAAGGGGCGGCAGCAGCCUCAGUCCCCGGGCCCAGCGGCAGGUAGAGCACAGCUGCUCCGCCGCUGCCAGCAUCCUGGCUCCCGCCACCGGGGUCGAACAGGAGGAGGGUCUUGGCGUGGUGGCGGGCCCGCAUCAGGGAGGCCUGUCGGUGUGUUCAAUGGUGAUGGUGGGGCGCAGCGCGGUGCGGCCCUUACAGUGUGUUUGCCUUGUUUGUGCAAAAGAGAACUUUACGUGUACAACAGACGGGCUCUGCAUUACUUCAGUGACACGAAAUGGAGAUAAAAUUAUACGCAAUAGCAUGUGUAUAGCAGAAAUUGAUCUGAUUCCCAGAGACAGGCCAUUUAUUUGUGCUCCAUCAUCAGCUGAAGGAGUUACUACUGUGCCUCAUUGCUGUGACAAAGAUUUCUGCAAUAGAAUAGACCUUCCAAUUCCAACACCAGGUCCUGCACCAGGAAAGCUUGCUUCUAAUUUAGGACCAGUGGAACUGGCUGCUGUUAUUGCUGGACCGGUCUGUUUUGUUUGCAUUUCACUCAUGUUGAUUCUGUAUAUCUGCCAUAAUCGUGCUGUUAUACACCACCGUGUUCCAAGUGAAGAAGAUCCUUCCAUGGAUCGCCCCUUCAUAUCCGAGGGCACCACUUUAAAAGAUUUAAUUUAUGAUAUGACUACUUCAGGCUCUGGUUCAGGUUUACCAUUACUUGUCCAAAGGACAAUUGCAAGAACAAUUGUGCUGCAAGAAAGUAUUGGGAAAGGUCGCUUCGGAGAAGUCUGGCGGGGGAAAUGGAGAGGAGAAGAAGUUGCAGUGAAGAUUUUCUCGUCAAGAGAAGAACGUUCCUGGUUUCGUGAGGCAGAAAUCUAUCAGACUGUUAUGCUACGUCAUGAAAAUAUUCUUGGGUUUAUAGCUGCAGACAAUAAAGAUAAUGGUACAUGGACACAGCUGUGGCUAGUGUCAGAUUACCACGAGCAUGGAUCUCUCUUUGAUUACCUGAACAGGUACACGGUUACUGUGGAAGGCAUGAUAAAACUAGCUUUGUCUACUGCCAGCGGACUCGCACAUCUUCACAUGGAAAUUGUUGGCACUCAAGGGAAGCCAGCUAUAGCUCACCGAGAUUUGAAGUCAAAAAACAUAUUAGUAAAGAAAAAUGGAACGUGCUGUAUUGCAGAUUUAGGUCUGGCGGUAAGGCAUGAUUCGGCUACAGACACAAUAGAUAUUGCUCCAAACCACAGAGUGGGAACGAAAAGGUACAUGGCUCCUGAAGUACUUGAUGACUCUAUAAACAUGAAACAUUUUGAAUCUUUCAAAAGAGCAGAUAUUUAUGCAAUGGGGCUAGUGUUCUGGGAAAUAGCUCGCCGAUGUUCGAUCGGUGGAAUUCAUGAAGACUACCAGUUACCAUAUUAUGACCUAGUCCCUUCAGAUCCUUCAGUGGAAGAAAUGAGGAAAGUUGUUUGUGAACAGAAGUUACGACCCAAUAUCCCAAACAGAUGGCAAAGCUGUGAGGCGUUACGAGUAAUGGCCAAAAUUAUGCGAGAAUGUUGGUAUGCCAAUGGUGCAGCAAGGCUAACAGCUUUACGUAUAAAGAAAACACUGUCACAGCUCAGCCAGCAAGAGGGCAUAAAAAUGUGAUUUUGGAGGCGGUACUUAAGGAAACUCUUAAAAGUCUGCAUCUGCACUUAGCUUGUGCGUUGAGAAAGCUAAUUGUUCUACCUCACUGAGGGAACAGAAGGAUAUGGCUGCCUUUUUAUACAACAUAGGAAGACCAGUGAUUAGCCCAGGAUUUCUGUGGAUGUGGUAAAUAGUUGUACAUAGUCUUACUGUGCACUAUGAACACCUCUUUUCCCCCCCAGGGCACUCGGAAACUUUUGUCUAGUCUAGCUUCAGUACAGUGUAAAGGCCAAUGCCAGUCUCUGUUGACUGUGUUGAGGACAUGAAGAAUAUGCUUAAGAUAAUGGAGCCGGUGUACACUAUUGAUACAGCACGUUGAAGGAUUUCUUGAAGUGUUUUUUAAGCUGUUUGCUUUGUUCAUGAUUGUACACUGUAUAUUCUGAACCACUCUUGGAUUUUUCUUCAAUUCAGAUGGUAUACCAUUUUUUUCUGGCUACUAAGAGCGAUAUCCUAUUGGACAUUUCUAUCAGGAUUUACAGACAUGACCUCAUUCAUCUGGAGGACCAUACACAACAUAUGCAAUUCUAUUUUGUAUACUAUUUCUGUUAUUUUGCUUCAAAACAUUACAUGCCUUCAAAAUAGAUUGUACUGUACCAGUAAGUGCCACUUUUAAAUCUUAAUGCAAUUCAGUAGGGACAUGCAAAGUCUUUGGUGCUUGUAUAAUUACGUUAAAUACCGUGAUUCCUAACUAAAAGGGGAUUUCAUAGUCACAUGUGAAAAUCCCCCCCCAUUUUUAACCAAAAACUCUAAUUCUGUAGGACUCUAAAUAGCAUACAAGUAAAUUCAAUAAUAUCGUCUCAGUUGUACAUCAUAAUGAGUUGUGGUGUCAGCAGCUGUUUUCAAUUAAGGUAAGCUCUUACAAAGAGUGCUGUAAGAGUCUUUUAAAAUUUGAUGCAAGAACUAAUCUGUUAAACAAGAGUACCUCUCUGGUGCCGCCUUGUUUCUCCAUAGACCUUAUCUGCUUUCACAACAGUGCUUUUGUUAUCAGCCGUCUUUGUGCUUUUUGCAAAGUUGACGCAUGUGGGCAAACAUGUUCACGUGUGCAAAACCCGAGUUUUCAUAGCUUCUGGGGCUGCUGUGUGGACACCUCGUGGGAUCAGUUCAAUAUGCAUAUCAGUUAACAGAUGUUUUGGCACUGCCAGGGCCAGCUGUAU